CGGCGGAGGAGCCGGAGGAGCCGCGGCCCCCGCCACCCGGAGGAGGACGACGGCGGCGCCCGGAGCGGAGCCAUGGUGCCCUUCGUGCCGCCCGAGGGGGCGGAGGAGCCGCAGCCGGAGCCCGAAGCCGAGCCUUUCUGCCCUCCGCUUCUGCCCGCCUCAGCCGCCGGCCUCAUGGAGGUCUCCGGAGAGGGAGAGGGAGGCGGAGGAGGAGGAGGCGGCUAGUUGAAUGGCAUUAAAGUGGUGGAUGAACCUAUGGAAGAAGGGGAGCCUUAUUCUUACAAUGAUGAUGAAGGAUGUGUGGAAGAAAUACAAAUUACCCACCAUGUGAAAGAAGGAUGCGAAAAAGCAGAUCCUGCACAGUUUGAAUUGCUUAAAGUCCUUGGUCAGGGAUCAUUUGGAAAGGUUUUUCUGGUGAGGAAAAUUAUUGGUCCUGAUGCUGGACAGCUGUAUGCCAUGAAAGUUCUGAAGAAAGCUUCUCUGAAAGUUCGAGAUAGAGUUCGUACAAAGAUGGAGAGAGAUAUAUUAGUAGAAGUAAAUCAUCCAUUUAUUGUCAAACUGCACUAUGCCUUUCAGACUGAAGGGAAGCUAUAUUUAAUAUUGGAUUUUCUCAGGGGAGGAGAUGUGUUCACAAGAUUAUCCAAAGAGGUUAUGUUUACAGAGGAAGAUGUGAAAUUCUACCUCGCAGAAUUGGCCCUUGCUUUGGAUCAUCUGCACAGCUUGGGAAUUGUAUACAGGGACCUGAAGCCAGAAAACAUUUUGCUUGAUGAAGCAGGACAUAUCAAGUUAACAGACUUUGGCCUCAGCAAAGAAUCUGUUGAUCAAGAGAAGAAAGCCUAUUCUUUCUGUGGCACCGUAGAGUACAUGGCGCCUGAAGUGGUGAACAGGAGAGGCCACAACCAGAGUGCCGACUGGUGGUCGUUUGGUGUUCUUAUGUUCGAAAUGCUGACUGGUACGCUACCAUUUCAAGGUAAAGAUCGAAAUGAAACUAUGAAUAUGAUACUGAAAGCGAAACUUGGAAUGCCACAGUUCCUUAGCCCUGAAGCUCAAAGUCUUUUGAGAAUGUUGUUUAAAAGGAAUCCUUCAAAUAGAUUAGGAGCUGGUCCUGAUGGGGUUGAAGAAAUAAAGAGGCAUCCUUUCUUUUCCACCAUUGACUGGAAUAAACUAUACAGAAGAGAAAUCCAGCCCCCAUUUAAACCUGCUUCUGGAAGGCCAGAAGACACAUUUUGUUUUGACCCAGAAUUCACAGCAAAAACACCAAAAGAUUCUCCAGGCGUUCCGCCGAGUGCUAACGCACACCAGCUCUUCAAAGGCUUUAGCUUUGUUGCAACUACUGUAAUUGAAGACCACCGAAUCUCCCCUCUCAACAAUAUAUUGCCAAUAGUACAGCAACUUCAUGGGAACAGCGCACUAUUCACAGAUGCCUACGAACUGAAAGAGGACAUUGGCGUUGGCUCUUAUUCAGUCUGCAAGCGCUGUAUUCACAUAGCUUCAAACAUGGAAUUUGCUGUAAAGAUAAUUGACAAAAGUAAGAGAGAUCCCUCUGAAGAAAUUGAAAUUUUGAUGCGUUAUGGACAGCACCCUAACAUUAUUACUUUAAAAGAUGUAUACGAUGAUGGUAAAUAUAUCUACCUUGUCACAGAACUGAUGAAGGGAGGGGAGCUGCUGGAUCGUAUUCUCAGACAGAAGUAUUUCUCAGAACGGGAAGCAAGUGCGGUGUUAUAUACUAUCACCAAAACGGUUGACUACCUUCAUUGUCAAGGAGUGGUGCAUCGAGACCUCAAGCCAAGCAAUAUUUUAUAUAUGGAUGACUCUAAUAAUGCUGACUCCAUUAGGAUUUGUGAUUUUGGUUUUGCAAAACAACUGCGAGGGGAGAAUGGGCUUCUCUUAACUCCAUGCUACACGGCCAACUUUGUGGCACCGGAGGUUCUUAUGAGACAGGGAUACGAUGCUGCUUGUGAUAUUUGGAGUUUGGGUGUCCUCCUUUAUACCAUGCUGGCUGGGUAUACUCCUUUUGCCAACGGGCCCAAUGACACACCUGAGGAAAUCCUGUUACGAAUAGGCAGCGGGAAAUUUUCUUUAAGCGGAGGCAACUGGGAUACUGUUUCAGAUGCAGCAAAGGAUUUGCUCUCUCAUAUGCUCCAUGUCGAUCCACAUCAAAGAUACACUGCGGAACAAGUUCUUAAGCAUUCGUGGAUAGCCUGUAGGGACCAGCUGCCGCAUUACCAGUUGAACAGGCAAGAUGCACCUCAUCUGGUAAAGGGAGCAAUGGCUGCCACAUAUUCUGCACUGAAUAACAAGACUUUUCAGCCUGUCUUGGAGCCUGUUGCAGCUUCAAGCUUAGCUCAGCGGCGCAGCAUGAAAAAGCUGACGUCAACAGACUUGUAGGUCCACUGGGGCAUUUAGCUGAAAUGGAGCAGGGGAAAAAACAUCCAUUAGGUGACUCUGCACUUCCCUGGUCCGUGAUUUAAAAGGCAUAUACAAAUUCCACCUGCACUACUUGAAUUCUGCCGAGGAAAUGAGAAAAAAGUCCACAGGUUUGGAUGGAUUCAUAACGCUUUUUGCGGGAACUGAGGAUGGUUCGUUGAAGCAAAGUCCUGGAAUACAUCAGAACAGUUACCAAUUUCUGUACACAAUUAUUUCCAGAGCUUUGUUGGAUUAUGUUAAUACUUUUAAAUAAUGUAUAGCUUUUACCCAGUUGAUUAAAAAAAAAAAACGGCUAAGGGGACCACAGACACUGUUCAAGUUGUAAAUUUAAAAACUCAAGAAGAAGAAAAAAAUAGUCAGUGUUUAGUAUUUUUGUUAUUGGGCCCUGCUGUAAAGAGAAGAGAAAAAGAGAGAUUAAAUUGAUGUGGUUUAGUCGUGCGAUUUGGUCACUCUUACCAGUGGACUCCAUUCACUUAACUCAUGGGUGUAACAAGACGAGGUCAACAGAAAGAAAGGCUCUGCCAGAGUGAAUUGCUAAAAUGUUAGCCCUAGACCUGACUGGUGGCAGGCAGUUGAAGAAAGUAUACAAAGAGAGUCAGCCAUGAACCCACACUUCAAAUGUAGUAUGAAAACCAUCGUUAGAACUAUAGAAUUGAUUGGGCUUGGGAGUUACUUCAUUGUAAGGCUGUUGGGGGGUGGUGAUGGUGAAGGUGAAAACCUGUUAUAUUUUUAACGUAUGUACGACAUCCCCAUACUUGAAGUUGCUUAAAAAAAAAUGUAAAAGGUGAGUAGCUGUCUGUUGGGUAUGCGUUAGGUAUAGAAUUAAGACAUUUAGGUAUAGAAUAUCUAGGGCUGUGUGUUGAUUUAGAAGAGCCCCUUUAACAAUAUGAUCCUUCUGUGAUAAAGGAUUGGAUGUGUUCCAUUAUUGGUGUAUAUUUCUAUAA
Messenger RNA from Pogona vitticeps (central bearded dragon), 3371 nucleotides. The record is from RefSeq and is a predicted model, not a curated record. Lineage: Eukaryota; Metazoa; Chordata; Lepidosauria; Squamata; Agamidae.